AUGCCAAGGCAACGAGAGUCUACGCGCUACUGCUGCAACGACCGCGCCUUCCUGUGCACGGGUUGCUGCGACGCGGCCCACGCGGGGCUGCCGUUCGCGCACACGUUUGUCUCGGCUCGGAAGGCGCUGAUGCAGGGUUGGUUUGCUGCGCAGCCUACGCCCACGCUGGCCCCCUCUGCGGACCAGUCAGCUUCCAGCAGCGCACCCUGCGCACGGCUGCCCCCCGCCGCGGCCGGCCCCUCCUACAGUGCUCAGCGUGUCCCCACCAGCCGCGACGACAGCGCCGCGCUGGCGCACAUCUUGCGUGGCAAGGAGGGUGGGGCCCGGACGCGGCAGCUGGAGGCCGGCAGCGCGUGGCUCGACCGCCUGGACUUGGGGUUUGACAUCGAUGACAUCAUCGCCGACCUGGCCGCAGAUGACGCAGCCACCGUGCCCGGCGGUGCCCGCGCAUUCCAUGGCGGCGGUGACAGCACAGACGAUGCAGGGGUCGUGCCCCAGGGCCAAGCUGCGACAGCGGCAGCCUCGGCGAUGGCGGCGGCAGCAGCGCCGUCUACCCUGCGGCCCCAGUCUUCCGACGAGUUCUUGGCAGCUCUGGGCUUUGAUUUUGCGGUGCCGACCAUGCCGGGCGAUACACCAGCAGCGGCACAGGCGUUGGCGUCGGCAUCGGCGCCCACCGCUGCCGCCGCCGCAGCAACUUCGAUGCCGCAGCAGGCGGCAGCACUGCAGCAUGCGCAGCAGCUGGCACUGCAGCAGCAAUGCGCGGCGAAGCAGGCGGCACAGCAGCGCCUUGCGCAGCAGCACCAGCACCAGCAUGCUCAUUUGCUGCAGAAGUUGGCAAUGCCGCCUCAGCCGCUGUCGCUGCUGCCGCUGCAGCAGCAACAGCACAUGAUGCAAGCUGUGCCACAGCCCUCGCAGCACAUGGCUUACUUCAUCCCCAGCAAGCAGCAUACUUCUUACCAGCAACAGAUGAUGGCGGCGUAUCACAUGCAGCAGCAGUGGCAUCAGUGGCAGCAGCAGCAGCAGCAGCAGCAGCAGCAGCCGCAGCAGUUGCAGCAGGUGCCAAGCAUGAUGGUGCCUCAGGUGGGUGUGAAUCACAUGCAGCCCCAGGUGGUGCCCAUGGCCGCCAUGACGCCAAUCGUGGCACCCCCGUCGCUGGCUCUUCAGCCACCUGCACCGCAGCAGCAGCCGCAGCAGCAGCAGCCGCCGCCGCCGCACCAGCAGCAGCAGCAGCAGCAGCAGCAGAAGCAGCAGCAGCAGGAGCAGCAGCAACAGCAGCACCAUGAGCUGGCCUGGGCAGAUGACGAGGAGUGCGGUGCAGGCCAGACGACGGGCGCAGCCCCGGGCGCUGGCGCCGCGCCCGCGGCUGCAGCGGCUGGCAGCGAGAGCCUGACGAGGGAGCAGCGCGUGGCGCGGUACCGCCGCAAGCGCGCCCGCCGGCAGUUCAAGAAGAUGAUCCGCUACGCGACGCGCAAGGCAUACGCCGAGGUGCGGCCGCGCAUCAAGGGGCGCUUCGUCAAAAAGGACGAGCUUGACGCGUGGCGCGCCGCAGAGCGCGCCAUGGAUGCAGCAGACCUGGCCGCCAGCGCCCUGCAGCCCCAGGACCCGGCCGCCGCAUCAGCGGCAUCCGCCGCGGCUGCCGACGACUUGCCUGGCGUGGUGCCUGUGAUGUGA
Messenger RNA from Monoraphidium neglectum, 1671 nucleotides. RefSeq lists its product as hypothetical. The coding region runs from base 1 to 1671 and encodes 556 amino acids. Gene Ontology annotation, molecular function: protein binding. NCBI's taxonomy places the organism in Eukaryota, Viridiplantae, Chlorophyta, Chlorophyceae, Sphaeropleales, Selenastraceae. Gene Ontology annotation, biological process: regulation of flower development. The record is from RefSeq and is a predicted model, not a curated record. The transcript has 4 exons.